This is a messenger RNA of Leptidea sinapis, 2855 nucleotides long. Its product is annotated as CREB-regulated transcription coactivator 3-like. Gene Ontology annotation, biological process: positive regulation of transcription by RNA polymerase II; protein homotetramerization. Lineage: Eukaryota; Metazoa; Arthropoda; Insecta; Lepidoptera; Pieridae. Gene Ontology annotation, molecular function: cAMP response element binding protein binding. The transcript is spliced from 12 exons. The coding region runs from base 91 to 1650 and encodes 519 amino acids. Gene Ontology annotation, cellular component: nucleus; cytoplasm. The record is from RefSeq and is a predicted model, not a curated record.
AAUUAAAAAAAAAAGAGUCUUAAACUAAGCUCAGAAAAAUAAUUGUGAUGUAAAAAAUAAAAAGAGAAGAUUAUAUGUUUGUUGAUCACAAUGGCGAAUCCAAGAAAAUUUAGUGAAAAAAUAGCUCUCCAUAAUCAAAAACAAGCUGAAGAAACAGCUGCAUUUGAAAAAAUAAUGCGUGAAGUUUCCGACGCAACCAAUAAGCCUGAGGAAAUAGCAUUAGCACAUCAGUAUGCAAUGGCUGGUGGAAGAAGUAGUGGAACAUCACCAUCUCCAAGAUCACCUGGUCAGAGAGGUCGCCCUUCAUCAUCAGUUGGACCUAUGAGAAGGCCGGCUGAUCGUAAACAUGACACAAGUCCAUAUGGUAGCACAGCUUAUUUAAGCCCUCCACCGGACAGCAACUGGCGGCGAACGAAUUCUGAUUCUGCGCUGCACCAGUCGUGUGGCGAGCAGCAGUCGACGGUGCCGCCCCUGUCUCCUCAUCACCCGCUGCACUCGCACGCUCACCCACACAUGCACCAACAUCAGAACCACCGGAGAGCUGCAAAUAUGCAUCUCGAUGUUUUGGCAACCCUGGGUAUGAAUCCAACGAAUCGUCCGCGCUCCUCGUGCGAAAUCCCAAGGAUACCAAAUAAUAACAACGUGUACGAGAGUGGGGGGGACGGUGGGGGAGGGGGAGGAGGGGGAGGGAACCUGUCGUGCGGGGAGCUGCAGGUGCCGGGCGGCUCUCUGCCGGACCUGACCGCGCUGCACUUCCCCCCGCCACACUACCUGCCGCACAGGACCUCGCCGGAGUACCACCACCAUAGAUAUAGCCCCAGCUCCCCCGGCGCGGUGUCCCCGGGCGGCGGCUCCAUAUCCCCGGCCACGGGGGGCGUGUCCCCCGCAUCAGGCUCCCCCGUGGGUGCCACGGUGCCUCUGUCCUCUCUUCACCACCACAAUGACCAUAACAAUAUGUACGAAACACAAAACCACUUAUCUGUACCAAACACAAAUAAUUAUCUUCAUCAUAGUAAGAAUAUGUCGCCUCUGGACCACAGUUGGCUCGCGUCGAGCUAUCAGUCCCACUGUAGUCCGCCCUCACAAUAUUCCUCUACGUCUAAUAUAAAUGUUCCCUCUCCCACGAUGGUGCAUAGUCCGGGCAGUCCCGUGGAAUCUCCGCAGACGGACUACAAUAACCUGCAUCAGGCGCUACUGCAACCUUUCGAGCAAAUUACAAUGUUGGACCCGCCUACUUCGAGCUACAGUACAACGUAUAUAAACCACAGUUCGCCCCAUUCACCGCAGACAACAAACUCGCAACAUACAUAUUCAAGUGCGUCGAGCGCGCCGGGCAGCCACAGUCACAGUCACAGUCACAUGUCGCACGGGCACGGGGCGGGCGCGCGGGACCCGGUGGCGGGCGCGGGCGGCUACCCCGCGCUGCAGCCGCUGGCGUCGCCGCAGAACACGGCGCCCAACACGCCCGCCUCCAUCCCCGACAUCAUACUGACCGACUAUUCAGGGGAGCUAGACGCCAGCAUCUUCGGCGGGGAGGAGGCCCAGCUGCGGGCCGGUCUGGACCUGGACGACCUCAUCCUGCUGGAGGAGCCCAGCUCCUUGUUGCCCGACUCCGCCGUCGAGAACGAGUUCCGACACGACCGCUUGUAGUGUGGGGCCGCGCGCUACACUCUCCUACGAUACACUCCACAUGGUAUUCUGUUCACGUGAUUGGCCUUAGAACACGUCAUCAGUCGCGAUGACUGUUCUGAUAAUAUUUUCAAGUGAAACCACGCAAUGGACAUGACACUAGCGAUGAAAUGGCGAGCUGUCGGUAUGAUAUAUAUUAUAUUGUGACGUAUUGUCAGGCCAACGUGGGAAGAGAAUACUACGCGGAGUAUAUUAUUAUAUUACACCAACACCGAGCUUUUACCGUCUCCGAUAAACUUACCUUUCGCGUCAAUACAAUUCUUGACUUUACAUGUUAGCACUUACAAUCAGUGGUGAUAUAACUUUACACAAACAAACGCAGACUUCAAAUCACGGACUAGUAAAAAAAGAAGGACUCUGCGCCGUGAUAUUAGCAAGUGAAGCACCGUUAUGCUAGUGUGUGUGCGGUUACGGGGGAUACUAGUUACACAAUUUUUUCUUCCUUCUAUAAUCAUAUAUGGCCACAAAUACUUAUAUAGUAUCGUUUUUACAAUGUUUCACAACGAACGACGGCAUUUUUAAAAUAUUUUAUUGAGACGCAAACUGAUCUGUCACAAACGAUAACAAUUCUCAUAAUGGCCGCCUAUCGGCCUGUAGUAGAGUAAAUGUGUGUCUAUGUAUUUACACGUUAAUCGCUUUAUUUUGGUGCUACACUGUUAUGUAAAGUGACCCGGAGUCUUUAUUUUUUUACUAAUCCGUGCUUCAAAUACAUAUUUAAAUAGUCUCCAAGAAACUGUCUUUUUUAAAUGAUUAAAAUUCGUAUAUUAUGUUAAUAUCAAUAGAUACGAAUAACUUAAUAAUUCAGUUGUUACUUCGUGUUUUUAUAUUUUAAAAGUUUUAAAAGUGUAAUGAUGAAACAGCGAGUGACAGAAGGGAGACGUCUACAUGACGUUCGUUCGCCAUUAUUCUCUAUAUGUGGCCUCGGUCUUAUCCGAGGAAAAUAUUACAAGACUCUAUAUUAAAAUCCUUUCAUAAGUGGCGAAGAUGUAUGAAAUUCAAUCCCCGCUUUUAUCCACAGUUAGAGGUUGUAAUCUCUUUCGUAAAUAAAAUUUAAAUGAGAUAAAAGAAGUCGACAAGAGUGAAAACUUCAAGGCGAGUUUAGUAUUACGAACUAUUUAGAACUGUUUCUGUAUUCUAUAUUGUAAUUAUAAUGAUUAUAAUAUGGA